AAGUACCCUCUUUAUAUUUUCAUUCCACUCUAAACUUUAAUCACAUUAUCCCAUAUACAGUAAACAUAAUGUGCUGCGUAAACGUUCCUGUUUUCAGUUUAAAUAAAAUCCAGGAGAGAGCGCUAUUACUUUAAGUGGCAUUGCAACAAUUUGACUGGAAAUUGUGUGCAUGUUGUUGUGAUGUUUGUUUGUAACAUUCAACAGAAACUCAGACGGCUCUCCAGUAAAUGCAUUUUCAAGUGAUGUGAUAAGUGGAGAAUGGUUAAUGCAUUCCUGUACCAUUUUCUGUUUUUAUUGGUAAGCAGAAUGAAAGAAUAGACCAUAAGCACAUACAAGGGUUAUACCUAAAUCUGGAUUUUAGAAUUUAAGUUUUAAAUUCUUAAAAUACCAACAUUUUAGCCAAAAAGGUUUGCUGUGAGUGUAUGGGGAACAUACACUGCCUGGACACUUUAUUAGGACCUGGUACACUCUGAUGACCAAUGUCUUAGUGAAGCCUAAUGACAUGACUGUCCUUGGGACUGUAGCACCUGCUCAGCGUUCACCGAUCACAUGUCACUUUAUAUGAUCAACCUAAUCUGCAACUCGCCGAUGACCAAUCCAAUCGGCACUUUCUACUGAAGUGGCCAGGUAGUGUACGUACUGUAUGUGUGCAGGUAAAUGUCCAUUUAUGUUUGAAAUGCAGCAUUACAAUUGAGUUUGCAAGGUAGCAUUGCAUCGCUGUGAUAAUCUUCAAUGACAUACAAGAUUAAACUCUUAAUCAUUGUUAUAAAAAGAUGAAAUGGCCUAAUAUGCCAAAAUCUGGAAACUGAUUUACUACUACUGAUAGAAGAGAAUGUUAUCAGGUUUAUUUUAUUAUUUACAAUAUAUUUACAGAAAUAGAUUUUUGUGUGAAUUCAAAACAAAAGCUGUCACUAAAUCCUAAAGGGAAACAUACUAAAUAGCUGUUGUACACUGUUAUGAAUAGAUCCGGACUCUGUAACGUCACAUAAAACAUAAUUGUAAUAUGUUUUAUAGAUAAAGAAAAAGGCAAAUAAGUGAAAAAACGUGUUGUUAAGGAGGCAAGAGCAUUCUCAUUUAUAGGGUAUCGUAGUAUCCUAUAGAAUACUGAAGACAUUUGUAUGUUCUUGAGGGCAUCAGAACAGAAUUCAUGGCAACUUACUUUUAAAUGAGUCAUGGUGACUCAUUCUGUUUAGAUAGGAUAAUAAAACAACAUUACCAAAGAUUUGGGUAAUAUUAGACUAUGUGACAGGAUAGCGUCAUGGCCCAAGGUGUUACCAGCAGGAAGGAGGCUCGGGGUCAAGAAGCUGCAGUUUAAGCGGUAAAGCGCACAUUUAUUAAACACAAAAACAGGAACAAACAAAACAGGCACGAGGGAUAAAAUAAAGGUUUCAACAAAAUACACGUAACAUAGGCUGGGCAUUCACCUUCACUAUAAUUACAAACACAGGUCACAGGUCACCAAACUCCCUCCUACAAACAAAGGAGUUCUGCUCCCAUUUAUACAGGUGACCACUCCCCAAUUGGCCUUGGGGAAUGCCAUACCUGUGAUUGUUGGCAUCCUUGCCAACCUUACAUUCCCACACACACACUAUUUACUCAAGCAGGGCUUUUACACUGCCACAGAUAAGAAUAAGGCUAUUAAAUAAUAAUAUGAAAUACCAAUAUUUUAAUUAUUUCACAGGUUAUUCGUCCCCUUUUUUCCUUUUGUUCGUGUUGUGUAUAAGGAUAUGAAUUAAAGCCUUUGGUGAUGUAGUUUACUACGUGCAAUGGACCAGUUUAUAUCAGAGUUCAGGCCAAAUAUAAUACAUAUAAAAAAACUCACCUAUGUUCUUGGCUCAGUUAUCUGGUGAAAACUCUGAAAAUAAAAUUUGCAGUUUUCAGAAGUCAGCAGGUGUGGCUUUUCAACUUUGGACUCCAUUGAAACCCACUUUCUGAAUGACACUCUGACCAGGAGGAUAACAGGGAUAAAAGUCCUUGGCAACACUACUCUUCCUAUUGUAGCACCUGUAUCACACAGAGACUGGGCUGGCUCAUUGGCUGCACCAUGUAUCUCCUUUCCUACUUUUUGCUUCUGUGUGUCACCUGCUGUGAACUGAAGCCAAAGGACAGCCUGGAAUGGGCAGCUGAGAGGGAGAACAGAAUCGAGGCGAUCCAGAGAGGUAUUCUGCAGCAGCUUGGACUAGAGAAACCUCCUGUGGUGGAUCUGAACAUUACCCAGAGCGAGGAGGAACAGGUGUACAGUCUUUACCUCCAGCGUGUGGGAUGUGAUGGAAAAAACAGGAAGAUGAGAGACAGCAGCCAAAACAGAGGGACAAACAUGUUGGUCCAUGUUAAAGGAAAGUUUUUUGAAAAGGACAAUGAGAAAAACAGCAAAAAGAAAACAAACAAGCAGCUACUUUUCGACCUGAAUGCAUGCAGAUAUAAAGAAGUCGAAGUCAAAAGAGCAGAGCUUAAACUUUUCUUGGGUCCAAGACACAGCAAAGGGUCUGAGACAGUGCAACGAAUCACAAUCUACCAGGUGCUGAGUCCCAGGGAAUCCAAACGCUUGAUGGUGGCUUCAGGACUCAUAAGUGCACAAGAAGCCGGGCAGCCAGACAUUUUUAACAUCGAGAAAUCCGUUAAACAUUGGCUAGCACACCCGCAAGACAACUAUGGCCUUGAGCUGGAGUUUUCCCAUGAUGUCAUAAACCACAAUCAAGAGGCUGGUGUUGGGGCGGAAUUAGAAAUAGAAGGAUAUCAGUUUUUAAAAAAGAGAAGGACUCGGAGGGACAGCCCCUCUGAAGACUGCCAUAAGAAUGAGAAGCGCUGCUGCAGGAAAUCUAUGCAAGUGUCUUUUGAGGAGAUUGGCUGGGCGGAUUGGAUCAAAGUCCCUAAAGUUUACGAUGCCUUCUACUGCGAUGGCACGUGCCCGCCUAAAUACAAAAACGCCAAUGCGUACACAGAGAUCAAGUCCAAGAUGCAUCACCUCUCUCACGGCCACAUUCCCGAACCUUGCUGUGUCCCUGCUGAUUAUGUACCUUUAACAGUCAUGCACAUUAACACAGAGGGCAAGCUAACAAUCUCUGCACUGGAUGGUAUGAUUGCAUCCAAAUGUCACUGCUCUUGAUUAUGCCUACCUUUUUUUUUUAUCUGUGUACAGUAUUUGAAUAUUUAUUUUAAGGUACCAUUGUAUUUAUUUGUAUUUUUUGUGAAAUGAAAAU
Molecule: messenger RNA, 3200 nt
Organism: Acipenser ruthenus (sterlet)
Lineage: Eukaryota; Metazoa; Chordata; Actinopteri; Acipenseriformes; Acipenseridae
Product: bone morphogenetic protein 2-A-like
Exons: 2
Coding region: 2045-3106 (353 amino acids)
Biological process (GO): SMAD protein signal transduction
Cellular component (GO): extracellular region
Molecular function (GO): cytokine activity; growth factor activity
Source: RefSeq, a predicted model, not a curated record